CGGUACGUUAGUUAUAGCAAACCGGCCCUAUUAAAUGCUUCAAAAAUAAAGUGAGAUGAUUUAAAUAAUCCAUAUAUGGUUUUAAAGUUUAUGAUCCCAGGGACAAGUAUGCGAAAAUAUUUGGGCGGAUCGUAGCCCUAUCAUCAAGAUAUAUAAUACCCAAACCUAUCCGGGAUCCGGAAAACAAUAACUUUUUCUGAUUUUUCACAUUGUUUUUUCAAAAAUUUAAUAUGGUCACAAGCAUCGGCCAAGACAAUGAAUUAAACAAAAAUGCGUUGACUUAAAUGCAAACAAUUGAUACUGGUUUUAUUCCGGCCGAAGGCUGUGGCCACUUUGAAUUUUGAAAUUUUGUGUCAUCAAUCGUCUGCUUACUUUGACUUUUGCGAAUCAUGGCGAACAGAGUAAGGCAAUUCAACGAUGAAAAAGGAAUAUUCUGAGGACACGCGAUUCAACUUUAAGAUAUGCCUGGUAGUGGUCCUAAGAAUUAUCCUUGUACACUCUGCAAGAAGCGGACAAAGCCAGAUGAAAGGAGACCAGUGAAUAAAGACACCAGGAAAAUUCUACGAAAAUGUUUUAUGAUAGACUGUGCAGAUGGUGUUUUAUGCAGAAAAUGUCGACACAAGUGUGGUAAUUUAAAACCAACAUCAUAUCGUACAGAGAAGUCAUGUGUCCCACCCUGUGCAACUCCCAUACAGAGUCCUGUGGGAAAAAGUACUGUUGUGAGCAUGAAGAGUCCACCCUCUGUUACUUUGCCUUUACAAAGCACAGCAAAUACACGUGCCUACUGUGUAUUGUGUAGAAGACCUGGUCCCAAACUUGUUGUGGUUCCUGCACAGACCAGGUUCACCUUUUUCCUAGAGCAGAACAUUUUGAUAUCUUCAGGUGCUCGUUGUUGUCCAGCCCACAUUGUAAAUGACACCAUCAACACAGAGUCAAUAGAAAAUCUGGUUCCACCCAAAGAUACAAGUUUUGUCAACAGGACUACUAUCAUGGAACUUGUAGAACAACUUAGAGAAGAGGCCCUACAAAGAGGAUCCAAGAGAAUAGAUUUUGAUGACCCUUCAUCAUUGUCAGACAAGGACUAUCUCACUUUGACUGGGCUUAGGAAGUGCGACUUUGAUGACUUGCUAUUGCAUGUUCAAUCGGCAGACGUAAGACCAUCAAAGACAAGAACUGUGAGAACUUGCUUAGCAAUUUUUCUGACCAAAAUGAAGACAGCAAUGGACAAUAACAUGCUAGGAGUUUUGUUCAACAUGUCAAAACCUCAGAUAAGGCGAGCUGUAUCUUCUAUAAGACAAGUUCUGUCCAACAAGUUUGUCCCAAACCACUUGGGUUUUCAAACACAUCACCAGAGAUGCUGUGAUAAGUGA
Magallana angulata is the source of this 1370-nucleotide messenger RNA. RefSeq lists its product as uncharacterized. Lineage: Eukaryota; Metazoa; Mollusca; Bivalvia; Ostreida; Ostreidae. The record is from RefSeq and is a predicted model, not a curated record. The transcript is spliced from 4 exons. Bases 462 to 1370 code for a protein of 302 amino acids.